GGGGGGGUUAAUUGUAACUUUUGUCCUGUUCCUGUAGACUGUUUAGGCAAUGUUGUUGUGUUCACUAAAGGGGAAAAAAACGUCAACAAAAGUAUGAGUUUCUCAGUGGCCCGCAAGUUUUAGAAUUUUGAUGGUGCUUGGACUUUUUUGUGAUAAUGUGCUGGUAAAGAAGGCAUUUUAAUGUAAAAUUUUGUUUAGUUUGACUUUUAUAUGUCAUGUUCAGAUGUAAACAAAAUUGUGCCACAUUGUAACUCAAUUUUAAUCUUAAAUGAUUUGGAGGCUAAUUAUUUGGUUUCAACUAAUCUAAUCUGCAAUUAAGGGCCCACAUUUGUGGGAGUAUUUUGUAGUUAGUAUGUCAUAGAUACAAAGAUGACAAUAACAAAAUCUUUGCUUUACGUUGUCCAUGCAAGCUCCACACAGGCGGGGCCAGGGAUUGAACCCAGGUCCUCAGAACUGUGAGGCUGACGCUCUAACCAGUCUCACACCGUGCCGCCGAUCUAAGAUUUCUCUGUUGACUUCUGUCACAUCUGUCAACAAGGUUUUUGGAAAGCAGUUCUGUAGUCACUUUUUAAAUAAAAUUUUUUUUUUUUUUUUUUUUUUUUUUACUGUCCAUAGCGCUUUCUUUUGUAGUCUUUGUUGUGAUUUGCAUUUGAGUGGAGCUCUUGUUGAAUGAGGCAAUGUUUUAAAAAAUUACCAAUGUUUAUAUCCUGCUGUUGCCAAGGUUUGAGCUAAUCCCAUAACUUUCUAAAGUGCUAUAGCAGACCUUUAAUUUGGUUGACCAAAAGUAACCAAACCAAAACAACAUCAACACAACUCAUCACAGGUUUAUGGAGAUAACAAAGACAUUGACAUAUUUAUCAUUCAUGGGGUUGUCGACAUAUGCAAGUUAAACUGAAGAACCAAAGAAAAUCCUAUGAGGAAACUGUAUUGAACGCUUGCAAGAAUGUAAUCAGGUCUCAGUCAUUACAAACAACAGUUUGAAAGACAUAAGACACAAGAAUUAAAUGUUGUGAUGGUGCAUGGUAUACAGUAACAUGGUUGCAUCUUACCCAAUUGAAACAUGCCACGUGGGUACUGCAGUUUUUAUUAUGUUGUAUCGUAAUGAUUGUAGUUAUUUCAAUUAUUUAAUAAUAAUCUCAUUUAUUCAAAUAGAAUAGGACCUUGAGAUGUUGAGAAAUGCAGCUUUUUUCAACAAUGAUUUUCUAACAUAAGAAAAUCAUUAGUAGGUUAAUUUUUCAUUAUUUGUCAAUCACAUUUUCCCUUUUGUUUUCUCCCCACCUUUUGUUCUUUUAUCCUCUAUCUUCCUGUUCUUGUGUGUGUCUGGUGCGUACAUGCGCGCGUGUGUGUGUGUGUGUGUGUGUGUGUGUGUGUGUGUGUGUGUGUGUGUGUGAGAGAGAGAAAUUGAUAUCCCAUUUCAUCACCCUGCGUCCCAACAACACUAGACUACGCUGAGCAGCUGCGAAUAAUGCAGAAGACCAAGGAGAAGCUUGAAAUUGCAUUAGAAAACCAUCAGGAUUUUUCUGAUACCCUCUCACCAUUACGUGAGCGUGGCCUGCUAAUUAGCACAAGCCUGCUAUUAGCAACAAGACCAUCAAUCAAGAUGCCUCCAUUUGCCACUGAGGACUAUCACGGACUGCUGCAGAGGAUGUCAAUCCUGGAAACCAAAAUCCACCGUCUUGAAGUACAUAUUGAUGUAAAUGGACAGUCGGGGUAUGAAGCUAUUCUACCGAUGUCUCAAAAUGGUGAGCAGAAGUGUCCUAACAGACAGCCACUUGGCUCAACAAAGAGGACGGAUGUGGACUGUGGAAACGGUAAUGGACCAUCCAGCUGUUCUCCCUGGAAUUUACUGGGAGCAAAGCCCAAAGAUAUGGGACAACAUCUAAAAGGGAGGACACAACCCCAGCAGAUUACCGAGGAAUCCAGCUGGCCUGCGUUGCGGGCUGCUUCAACACCGAGUGAGCGGCCGUCGACAGUCGCUACAGCGAAGGGCAAGAAAAAAGGACGCAAGUCAAUGCAAAACAUUGACAUCAGACUUACAAAUAGAUUUGAGCCACUUAUACAAGACCCUGGCCAAGAAUGCUCAUCCCCCACCACCACUGAAAGCCUCCAUUAAAAAACUUCAAGAGCAGAAUGAGUUUCACCAGGCUAACAGAGCCAAAAUGGCAGAGGGCAUGACUGUAGCACUGGACAAAAAGGACCAGGAAUGGAUGAAGACGAUGGCUGUUGUGGAAAAGGAGAAGGCUGCCUUAUCAGCAAGACUGGAAGAGAUGAUGGAGCAAAGCUUUUCACUCUUCCAGAAGAGGGAUGAUACUGAUGAACUGGAGGGCUUCCAGCAACAGGAACUUUCUAAAGUCAAACACAUGUUGCUGAAAAAGGAAGAACAACUGGGCCAGUGUGAGCGGGACCUCCAGCAGCAGGAGGCUGAACUUCAUUCAGCGAAGCGAAGACUUUCUGAAACUCUGGGGAAACUUCAAGCUUUACAAAAGCAACAUGACGAGAGCUCCAGAUUCAACGCUGAGCUGGAGAUAGAACGAGAGGAACUGCUGUUGCUCAGAGAAGAGGCAGAUAAGAAAAUUGGUGAGUUGGAGGGACAAAACCAGAAGCUACAGUUGGCCAUCCAUCAGGUCUCAGCAGACUUUGAGAAGUCGCAGAGUAUGGUGUCUUCGACAGAGCGCUCCCUUCAUGAUCUUCAGACUGAACAUAAUUCCGUCAAGUUGCAACAAGAAAAGGCUGCUGUUACAGAGGAGGACAAAGAGCGCUUAUUGGGGGACCUUCAGAAGAAAGUGAACUCUUUAGAGAGGCAGUUGCAAGGAAACCUGAGCCAGGAUGACCAUCUGCUUGAGCUUCUCCAGGAGAAGUCCGUUCUCGAACAAAGACUGGAAGAGACCAGAACAGAACUACUACAAUUUCGGAAAAACCAUGCUGACACAGUUAGCUCCUUGGAGGCACAGGUAUCCAGAAUGACGUGCAACAUUACAGAACUGCAAACACUUCUCCGACAUAAAGAUGAAUCCUCGAGAUCCUACCGAGAAAGAACAGACACACAAAUCGCAACCCUGGAGCAGCAAGUCCUAGCAAGUUGUGAUCGACUGAAAAGUGCAGAACAACAGAUUGAAAUGAAAAAACGGCAGACAGAAAAACUGCAAGGAGAGUGGAGUGCAGAGAAGGCCUUUUUGGAUCAGCAGUUGUCUUUGUUACAGCAGCAGAGUAUGGAGAAGAAAAACAGACUCGAGGAGAAUAUCACCGCUUUACAGACAGAAAAACGUACAAUGCAAGACACAAUAGCUGACCUAGAGAGGCAAAGAGAUCAGGUAAAUGUCGUACUGGGACAGCAGAUAGAAGAGCUGGAAAGGUGCAAGGUGGAAUUGGACAGCCGGCAGACAGUUUGCACUGAAAUCGCCAAAGCUCUAGAAGAAAGCAGGCGACAGAGAGAGGAGCUACAAACAAAGGUUGAAGUGUUGACGACAUCACUAGAGAGAUCACAACAGGAUUUGUCAACUGUCAGUGAGAAGCUAAUGCUGAGAGAAAGAGACAUCCACAGGCUACGUGACGAAGUGCAGAGUCGGCAGGCAUCACUUGUCCUGCUGCGGGAGGAAUUUGAGCAGCUGCGGGUCCAACGGGAGCAGAUUGAGCUGGACAAAGACUCGCAGCUAGCUCAUUUGAGAGAAGAACUACUCAGCCAGACCCAACAGCAAGACACUUGGCAGGCCCGGAUCUCAUAUUUAGAGGUGGAGGUAGAGACCCUGACAGAGCAGCUUCACAGCCCUGCUUUGUGCGAUGAGGACCACAAUGGCAGCGUGACAGUGAAUGAUCUAGACCACAUUCAGAAGGUUAAAGAGCUUGAGCAGCAGCUCAGUGACAAGAACAGGACUAUCAAACAACUGCAGCAGCGAAUGGCAGAACUAAAAAGGACUUUGCAGAAAGAACUGAAGCUGAAGCCUGAGCCAGAAGAGGAUGCAAAGGAAAAAAUAACAGAAAGUGUUGUAGUAAAACAAGAAAUGGUUUGUGCAGAGCUGCCAUCAGUGUCUAGUCCAAGCCUUUCCACUGCAAACACCACAGUGACCAACACCUCAGACCUCAAUGACUCAAGAGAAAUCAACUUUGAAUACUUGAAGCAUGUUGUUCUCAAAUUUAUGUCGUCCAGGGAGACUGAGGCAUAUCAGCUAAUACGAGCGGUUUCUGUGUUGCUGAACUUCACUCGUGAGGAAGAGGACAUGUUAAAGCAAACCCUUGAGUAUAAAAUGUCCUGGUUUGGAUCCAAACCCUCGCCAAAGGGAAUUAUCCGGCCUUCAGUCUCAGGCUCUUCUACCCACUGGAGCUGAUGGACUACAAAUAAGGCAUUGAUCAAGAGACAGAAAUAGGAUGACCACCAUCAGAAGGAAAUCAUUCCCUCUUGUGUGGCUCCAAACAUGUAGUUGGAAGCAUGCUCCAAAACUUUAAGCAGCAUCUUGCAAUCACACACUAUCUCUGGCUCUGUGGGACAAGAACUGUUGUUGUUGUUUUUAAUAUAUAAUUUCUUUCAGGAGAAGGGCUGCAUGGAUGUUUUUGUAAUCAGCUGUUGAUUUUAAAAAUGAUACCACAAAGGUCGAAGCCAGUGGCUUCAUUAAAGAAACAUUUACACUGGAA
Molecule: messenger RNA, 4626 nt
Organism: Phyllopteryx taeniolatus (common seadragon)
Lineage: Eukaryota; Metazoa; Chordata; Actinopteri; Syngnathiformes; Syngnathidae
Gene: golga1
Product: golgin A1
Exons: 22
Coding region: 2160-4322 (720 amino acids)
Cellular component (GO): Golgi apparatus
Source: RefSeq, a predicted model, not a curated record